GUAAUAAAUAUUUUCUCUUAUGAGUGAAUCAAGAAUAUUCAUUAAAAAAAUAUAUAUAUAGCAAAUGCAAAGAAGGAAUUACACAUUAUAUUUUUCUGUCUCGCACAUCGUGCGGGUAUAACAUCUAGUUUUUUUUUUUAAAAAAAUAAAGUUGAUGAAGUGGCUAAUUUUAUCGUCGAGCAAAUCCAAUAAAUAAACAUCCAAUUGCCAUGUGUCAUCACUCAUCACAAACUCAAACAGGAAAGUGGGAAGGAAGGUAUUGUGGCCAAUCCAUCCAUCAUUUGAUUCAUUUCUCAUUCAUGCCAUUUCCAGAAUGCCUGCUGCUGCUACAUUAGCCCAUUCAUGGCUCUGUUUCUCAUCCGCUCAAAGACCUUCUUCUUCUUCUGCUGCUGCGGCCGCGUCUCUACCAACUUCAAUUUCAACUUCAAAUUCAGAAGAUAACAAUCAGUGCAAUCUCUUACCAGCAACAAAACCCAAGAGCCUUCUUGAUAAACACCCUCUCUGGCAACCAACUCACACAAACAUUUCCCUUCAAUUCAAAGAGAAAAUCCUCUGUUUAGAAGUAAUGGGCGUCGAUUCAGGCAAAGCAUUGUCCUUAAACCCGUCUCUCCACACAGCUUCUCUUGAAUCCAUCCAUUCAAUCAUUACUUUCCUGGAAUCAAAAGGCAUCCAACAAAAGGACAUGGGUCGGAUUUUCGGGAUGUGUCCCCAGAUUCUGACAUCCGACAUCAAAUCCGAAUUGAACCCAGUUUUCAAAUUCCUAUCCUAUGAUCUCGCUGUCCCGGAUCAAGACUUCAGGAGAGUCAUCAACAAGUGUCCCAGAUUAUUAAUCUCCAGUGUCCAGGAUCAGCUGAAACCUGCUCUGUUUUAUCUCCAGAGACUGGGGUUUAAGGACGUCCAACAACUGAUUUAUCAAGAUCCGGUUUUGUUGGUUUCCAAUGUGGAGAAAACGCUGAUUCCUAAGCUGGAUUUCUUGGUGAGCUUGGGAUUUACAAGGACUGAAGCAAUUGGGAUGGUGUUGAGGUGUCCGGGUUUGUUUACAUUUAGCAUCGAGAACAAUUUCAAGCCCAAAUUCGAGUACUUUGUGAAGGAAAUGGAGGGGAGUUUGGAGGAAUUGAAAGGGUUUCCUCAGUACUUUGCAUUCAGCCUGGAGAAGAGGAUAAAACCCAGGCAUUUAGAAGCACUGAGCAAGGGAGUGAAGGUUCCUCUGCCAUUGUUGCUCAAGAGUACGGAUGAUGAGUUUCAGGAGUUGCUGAUUAGGCGACCUGGUUUGUGUGGCUGAGAAUUUUUUGUAAAUAAAGUUUAUAACUACAUAUUCUUUUUUUUUUUUUUUAAUUCUCCUUUUCCUUUUUAAAAUGUAUAUUUCCAGUUUUCUCCUAAUUGCUUUAGAGAUAUUAAUUAAUUCGACUUAUAAAUUGGAAAUUCUUUUUCCAAAGUAUUGUAAGACUCAAUAAUAUGUCUUUAAGACGUAACUCUGUAGUCUGUACAAUAGAUUGAAAGCUAAUGUAUCAUGUCUUAAUUUACAAAUUCUAUUCUUUCUAAUAAAAUAAUUUUUCUCUCUGUUCCAGAAUGA
Messenger RNA from Oldenlandia corymbosa var. corymbosa, 1573 nucleotides. The record is from the annotation of a GenBank genome assembly. Lineage: Eukaryota; Viridiplantae; Streptophyta; Magnoliopsida; Gentianales; Rubiaceae.